CGUCAUUGCAGUCACGGUCAUGGUACGGAUACAGUGGAGACCUUACCUUCCUACCUCACCUUACCGAGGGGCACUUGCACCACUUUCUGCUUCCCCACCCCUAUCCCCCCUACACCACAUCAACCUCCCAUUCUCCUCCAUUCCAAACUGCCACAUCGCGCUUUGGAUUUCAAUUCAUAACCUGUGAAGCCGUCAAGACCUCUUAACCCUUAAAGCUGUUGACUCAACCGAACUCACCAUGGAUCGCAUCAAGGAGAAAAUGAACUCUCUACGCCUGGAGGCGGACGAGGCCGUAGCCAAGGUUGAGGAGCUUCAGGCUCGUGUCAAGACCCUAGAGCAAGAGAAUCUCGCCAAAGAGCAGGAGAUCACAUCUCUGCAGCACAAGAACGGAGUUUUGGAAACAGAUGUCGACAAGCUAGAAACUUCGAUCAAAGACUUCAAGAAAUCGGCCGAAGAAGGCCAGCAGCACGGCACUCAAAACGAAACACUUCAACGCCGUCUUCAACUUUUGGAAGAGGAGGCUGAGGAGGCAGACAAGACUCUACGCGAGGCGAACGAGAAGCUCCGGCAAACCGACGUCAAAGCUGGCCACUUCGAGCGCAAGGUCCAAGCUCUCGAGCAAGAACGCGAUCAGUGGGAGCAGAAGUAUGAGGAAAUGGCAAAGAAGCACUCGACCCUUCAGAAGGAAUUGGACGAUCUUCAGGCUGAGAUUGGCACCAUCUGAGCGGAGUGCGCCGAUAAUGUGGAAGAACGAUGUUCCCAGAUAGCGUGCAUGAUGGAUAUUGCUUACGGGCAUCUUUGAUCUGAUCAGAGUU
This is a messenger RNA of Emericellopsis atlantica, 815 nucleotides long. Its product is annotated as actin lateral binding protein. Gene Ontology annotation, cellular component: actin filament; actomyosin contractile ring. Gene Ontology annotation, molecular function: actin filament binding. Gene Ontology annotation, biological process: actin filament organization; mitotic cytokinesis. Bases 239 to 724 code for a protein of 161 amino acids. NCBI's taxonomy places the organism in Eukaryota, Fungi, Ascomycota, Sordariomycetes, Hypocreales, Bionectriaceae. The record is from RefSeq and is a predicted model, not a curated record. The transcript is spliced from 3 exons.